AGUUGAGUGCGCCUCUCCUCCGCCAAAUCGCGCCGCGAAUCCUUCUUGUGCUGUGAUGUGAUAACACUUCGCCCGCGUGUAGUGAUUAGACACCCCAAAACUGCGUGAAAAUGUCUGUGGAGUCGGAGUCAAUGGUGGAGGGCCGUCUGGCCUUCUUCUCGCCACUGAUGCUGCCACUCAUCGCCACAACGCUCUCCCUCUUGCUCGUGUACAUGUGGCAGCAGAGCCGCAGGAUCGCCAAGAUGGGCAACGCGCUGCCCGGGCCGCCGACGCUGCCCUUCGUGGGCAACGCCCACAUCCUGGUCGGGAAGAAUCAUUCAGAAAUCUUCGAAUUUGUCCUGGAACUGAGCAACGGAUUCGGCAAUGUGAUCCGCGCCUUCCUGGGCAAUAGUCUUGUAGUCUUUCUCACACAUCCCGCCGACAUUGAGAUCAUCCUCAACAGCCAAGUGCACUUGGACAAGUCUGAUGAGUAUCGCUUCUUCAAGCCGUGGCUCGGCGACGGACUCCUGAUCAGUUCCGGCGAGAAGUGGCGAAGUCAUCGCAAGAUCAUCGCUCCGGCCUUCCAUCAGAACGUGCUGAAGACGUUCGUUAGCACCUUCAAUAGCAAUAGUUUGGCUGUGGUGGAGAAGAUGCGCGAGGAAGUGGGCAAGAAGAUGUUCGACGUUCACGACUACAUGAGCGCCGUGACUGUAGAUAUCCUGCUGGAGACGGCAAUGGGCACAGAGAGGACCAGAAAGGGCAACGAAGGCUUCAACUACGCCAUGGCGGUUAUGAAAAUGUGCGACAUCCUGCAUGCGCGUCACAUGAAGUUCUACCUCCGCUUCGACACAAUCUUCAACUGGUCCAGGCUGAGGCUGGAACAGGAGAAGCUGCUCAGUGUCAUCCACGGUCUCACGAAGAAGGUGAUCAAGAAGAAGACUCAGAUCUACGAUGACAACCUGAAGAAGGGCGUCCUGCCGUCGCCUUCGCUCAACGAGAUCAUCGCCAAUGACACAUACAGUCAGCCAGAGGUGAAGAGGAGCAGUGGAACGGAGAAAGGACUCAGGGAUGAUCUCGAUGAGAUCGACGAGAACGACAUUGGAGAGAAACGCCGGCUCGCCUUCCUCGACUUGAUGAUCGAGACCGCCAGAGGAGGCGCUUCGAACUUCUCCGACGAGGACAUCAAGCAGCAAGUGGACACGAUCAUGUUCGAAGGACACGACACAACAGCUGCCGGCUCGAGCUUCGUUCUGUGCCUCAUGGGAUCCCACCAGGACGUGCAGGAGCGCGUCUAUGCGGAGCUGAAGGGCAUCUUCGGGGAAUCCGACCGACCCUGCACUUUCGCCGACACCCUCGAGAUGAAGUACCUGGAGCGCGUGAUCAUGGAGUCCCUCAGGCUGUAUCCGCCAGUGCCGCUGAUCGCGCGGAAGAUCCAGCAGGACGUGAAGCUCAACACCGACAACUACGUCCUGCCGGCGGGCUGCACAGUCGUGAUCGGGACAUUCAAGCUCCACCGUCGCGGCGACAUUUACCCCAAUCCCGAGGUCUUCAACCCCGACAACUUCCUCCCCGAGCACACGCAGAACCGCCACUACUACAGCUUCAUCCCCUUCUCGGCGGGGCCCCGGAGUUGCGUGGGCCGCAAGUACGCCAUGCUGAAGCUGAAGGUCCUGCUCUCCACUGUCCUGCGCGCCUACAAGAUCAACUCCGACCUCACGGAGAAGGACUUCAAGCUGCAGGCGGACAUCAUCCUGAAGCGAGCGGACGGCUUCAGGCUCUCCCUGGAGCCGCGCCGCAAGGAGAAGGUCAUGUAGACACCCUCGGAACUGGCAGUUAGUGUACAACCCCAACCCUCUCUUUUUGUAUAAUGAGUGUUCUAACAGUUAAAUAAAUAUGCAACUUGAGCGCCCAAAGUGGCCAAAAUCUA
Messenger RNA from Phlebotomus argentipes, 1906 nucleotides. Its product is annotated as cytochrome P450 4g15-like. The transcript has 4 exons. Lineage: Eukaryota; Metazoa; Arthropoda; Insecta; Diptera; Psychodidae. Gene Ontology annotation, molecular function: iron ion binding; monooxygenase activity; oxidoreductase activity, acting on paired donors, with incorporation or reduction of molecular oxygen. Bases 111 to 1793 code for a protein of 560 amino acids. The record is from RefSeq and is a predicted model, not a curated record.